Pimephales promelas (fathead minnow) is the source of this 2246-nucleotide messenger RNA. NCBI's taxonomy places the organism in Eukaryota, Metazoa, Chordata, Actinopteri, Cypriniformes, Leuciscidae. The record is from RefSeq and is a predicted model, not a curated record.
GAUUUUUAUAUUUAGUAAUUGUUGCAGAAAAUUAAAGAUAAUUAAAGUAUGUGAUGUAAUAAUGGAUGACUUGUCGCACUGUUUAAAAAUAUUAACUCUUAAAAAGUCACAAAGUUUAAAUAUUUAACAUACUCAAGGCAUGUAAAAAGGGUCUAGUGGAUUUCUCUGUAUAGUAUUUCUUUAUGUCAUAAAUUUCCAUGUCAAAACACACACCUGUUGACCUGCAAAAAUGCCACCUGGAAACGUGAAAUGCCUGAGCACAAGCCACAUAAAAUCUGAACAGGCUGAAAGAGUUUUUGUCUGAAAGGUACACAAUAAUACAGAAUGUUUACUCUUUAAAAGAGCUCAAUCCUCAAAAGGGCCAUGUUAUAGAAGGACACAAAAAAUUGGCAUUACAUUUAAAAUAUGCACACCUGUCAGCAAAGUGGCAGUACAUCUCUCAUUCAUUACUAAACCAACCACCUGAGGCCACUAAGACUAUUUAUUUUCAUUCACAGUUAUAAAAUUGUUAGACAUGCCUCAUGUCCACAGUGCUGCCUUGUUCUCCAACAGAGUGAGGGACUUUACUCGCUCCGGCUGUUUGUUACUGCACUCUUGGCGGGAGCAGGUUUAAGCACAACUGUGUCCAUGUCACUUUUAAUGUUUCAUUUUCUUUUGCGUUUUGAAACUGCACCAUGAGGCCGUAGAAAGCUUCCAUCUUGAUGACUUUGGGCAAAUCAAGAUCAGUAGCAGCUUAAUUGCUGGUGUUGGACAAGCAGUGGCCUCGAGUGUGUGUGCUGGACUGUGCUAGAGGGCGCCGUCAAGCGGUGUGUGGCAGCAACGGACGAAUGUACAAAUCUCUGUGUUCUUUUCAACGUGCCCAGUGCAUUAACAGCCAGCUGAGGAUGGACACACUGUCAACAUGCACAGCAGAUGCGUUGAGCUCUAAAUGUCAGCUGGCUCGUUCUCAAGCUCUGCGGGCCAGUGCUCGUUCGGAUUCCUUGGCCGUCUUUAUCCCAAUAUGUGACGACGACGGAUCUUAUGCAGAGGUGCAGUGUCACACUCAGACAGGUUUUUGCUGGUGCUCCAGCGCUGAUGGGAUGCCUGUGAGCGGAAGCUCUGUUCUACACCUGCGGCCCAACUGCACAGAACGAGCCGUUCCUGAUCCUGUGCCGACGACUGAAGGAGUCACUGUGCCUCCAUUUUGGGUGACAAUCCUAUUGAACUCUGACCCGAAUGGAAAGCGUCCGGUCAGACGACCCACAGACUCUCUAAGGAACUGUGAACACGAGAGACUGUCUUUGCUCGCUGAAGCGAGCAUUCAGGGGUCAGAUGAGCGUUUUAUCCCAGAAUGCAGUGCAGAUGGGCGGUACAAAUCCAUUCAGUGCCACGGCGGCACGGGAUACUGCUGGUGUGUGAGAGUGGACUCGGGGCGGCCCAUACCAGGCACUUCUGACAGGAACCAACUGCCUGACUGCAGCUCUCAGGAAACAAACACACUCAUCAUCAACAACAGCUCUACAAAAACACCUCUCUCAGGUUGUUCCAGUGUUCGAAAGACCGACUUUUUGAAGAGUCUGAUAGAGGCAUUUCAGCAGGAAGUUGAAAGUGUGGCUCCAUCUUCUCCUUACAGGACACCCGAGUCCCGUCUUCACGUCCCCACCUCUCCUCCCUCUGUUCACACUCUCCGUCUGUACAUUAUGCGGCUGGACACGGAUGGUGAUGGUGUUCUCAGCGAGCGAGAAGCUCGUCCGUUACGGCUCCUGCUUCGCAGAAGUCUGCGUCCUCGCCGCUGUGCCAAGAAACUCAUGCAAUCCUGUGAUCGUAACGCAGACCGUCGCCUCAGCUCUCAAGAAAUCACUUCCUGUCUUGGCAUUUGAGGCCCAAAUCCAUAAAUAUUGUGCAGGAGGAAGUAUCUUUGUAAAUGGUUUCAGACAUCAGUUUGACCUUCAUCUCUCCACAGCUCCUUUGAGUCUGCGACUGGAACGUUCAAUCGCUUCGCUCUGGGUUUUUUAAUCUGUUUCAGCUCUCGCCGGCACUCUGACCUUUUCACUUAUGCAAGUCCAAACGCUGUGCCUUUCAAAUAAAGGGCUCGUUAUUGGUUUUGUAAAAAUAUCCACGGGUGAGGCUUUCUGACCGCUGGAGCUCUCAAGUGUGUGUGUGUGUGAGUGUAUCUGAGUGGCUGAGAGUGAGUUUGGACACUGUACAGUACAUGAACAUUGUAAUAAUUCAGUAUUAUGACCAGGGUUAUUGUAGUUAACUGAAAC